This is a messenger RNA of Pristis pectinata (smalltooth sawfish), 2328 nucleotides long. RefSeq names its product prostaglandin E synthase-like. NCBI's taxonomy places the organism in Eukaryota, Metazoa, Chordata, Chondrichthyes, Rhinopristiformes, Pristidae. Gene Ontology annotation, cellular component: membrane. Gene Ontology annotation, biological process: prostaglandin biosynthetic process. Bases 29 to 478 code for a protein of 149 amino acids. The transcript is spliced from 3 exons. The record is from RefSeq and is a predicted model, not a curated record. Gene Ontology annotation, molecular function: prostaglandin-E synthase activity.
CAAGUGGUCGUAGCGCAAUUCAGCCAAGAUGAUCUUGAACUUGAAGAAUGAAGCCUUUUGCUCUUUCACCUUCUACUCUGUGCUCCUGCUUAUUAAGAUGUUCGCUGUGGCAAUCCUCACGGGGCAAGUCAGGCUUCGCAAACAGGCUUUCGCCAAUCCUGAGGAUGCCCUGAGGCACGGAGGUCUGAAGUUUUGCCGAACCGACCUAAAUGUGGAGCGCUGCCGGAGGGCUCACCGCAAUGACAUGGAAUGCAUCUACCCGUUCCUCUUCCUGGGUGUCGUGUACUGCCUCUUGGAUCCCAGCCCGUCCAUUGCGCGGAUCCACUUCCGCACCUUCUUCCUGGCCAGGAUGGUGCACACUGUGGCCUACCUGUUUGCGCUGAAGGCUCCCACCAGAUCGCUGGCCUACACCGUCGGGCAGAUCCCCUGCUUCUCCAUGGCGCUGAAGAUCCUGAUCAACGUUGCCGCCUACUGGUGACGGGGGAGAGCGCGAGGCAUUUGGGCUGGCAUUCAGCAUGUUACCAGCUUUGGCUUGAUGUGAUGGUACAGAGGCUUUGACCAAAGAGACAAACACUGAACUCAAAGACUUCUCCAACGAGUUUCCACUAACCCAAGCCCGACUAUGGGCCGUCCGUCGUGUUUACACUGGGAGUUUACACCUUUUAGGCUGGACUGUGAUGCUUCUCAUGUUCGAAUAGUCACCCCGGUUCACACUCAAACAUAUAGCCCUUCAGCAGGAAGCAGGCCCUUCAGCCCACCAAUUCUGUGCUAGCCAUUAAAUACUCACUAAAUCCAUUUUCCAGUUCUCAGAUUAUAGUCUCAAAUCCUCAUCUAAACCUUAAAUUUCAAAGGUGUCCCUGCCUCCAUGUCCCCCUCAGGUAGCGUCCUCCAGAUUUCAACCAUCCUCCAGAUGAAAAAGAUCUUCCUCAAGUCCCAUCUAUACCUCCUUGCUCUAAACUUGUGCCUUCUGCUGAAAAACACCACAGCUAGGGGUAAAGUGCCUCACUAUCAAAAACCCUCAUAAGUUUGUAUACCUCCAGCAAGUCCCCUCCCUCCUCCACUGCAAGGAAAGCAAACGCAGCCUCUCCAGUGAAAGUCACACAAAAAAAAUCUGCAGAUGCCAGAAAUCCAAAGUAAGAUCAGAAAAUGCGGUAAAAUACUCAGCAGGUCGGGCAGCAUCUGUGGGAAGAGAAACAGAGUUCAUGUUUCAGGUCAGACAACCUUCCUGAGUUCUGAUGACAGGUCUCUGACCUGAAACUUCAACUGCUUCCCUGCCCAUGGAUGGAGCAUGAGCCGUUCUGUGUUUCCAGCCAAUCCCACCUGUCCUUGUAACUGAAGGACUCCAUCCCAGACAGUGUGCUGGUGAAUCUCCACUGCACCCUCCCCAGUGCAGUUGGGUCUUGGGGUUCAAGGUAGCACAGAGAAUUUUUUAAACCUUUUACCUUUAAGAAAUAAACACACACUUUUGUUGUUUUUUUGGGGUGGCACGGUAGUGUAACAGUUAGUGCGACGCUAUUACAGCACCAGCGAUCAGGGUUCGAUUCCCGUCACUGUCUGUACGGAGUUUGUAUGUUUUCCCGUGUCUGCGUGGGUUUCCUCCAGGUGCUCCAGAUUCCUCCCACAUUGCAAAGGCGUACGGGUAGGUUAAUUGGGUUUAAGAUGGGUGGCGCGGACUCGUUGGGCCGGAAGGGCCUGUUACCACGCUGUAAGUAAAAUUUAAAUUUUAAAAAAUUAGAGGCGGAGAGGUUUAGGAGGGAAUUCUGGAGCUCAGGGCCCAGCUAGCUGAAGGCACAGGCUGGGCAGCUGGUGUGUACUGGGCAACAGGUGAAUGUUAAUAAAGAGGAUAUUUCCCCCUCUUCUGGUUUCGUAGUUUAUUCUCUUGACUGGAGUGUCCAACUCAAUGGAGAUCAGGUGGGUUUGGUCUGUCAGAGCCCACCGGAAGCUGCGGAGUGAGAAUCCCACAGGAUCGGAAAGAACGAUGGGUCACUCUCAGUCAAAAGUAUUGAUGUUCCCUGACUCCUUGGGGAAGUAAAAUAAGGGCUUGGGGUAAAUUUAACACCAUGAACCCCUAGCAGGUGGAUCUAGGUUAAAAUUACACCCCCUCCUGCCCAGCAGACACUAAGUUCACUGCAGACAUGGCAAGUACUGCAGACAGAGUGUUCAACUGUAUUAAUUCAGUGUUAUUGUUGUUUAAAACAUGUUAGCUACUUAUUGAGACACACAACUUCACUGUGUCACGUUUGGAAAUAUUUGACUAUUUAUUUAUUGUUGUUAAUAUUUUGUUCACAAAAGUUGAGUAUAACAUGUUGGACUAUUGUAUUAUUAUGU